Messenger RNA from Oryza brachyantha (malo sina), 1632 nucleotides. Its product is annotated as glutamine synthetase cytosolic isozyme 1-1. NCBI's taxonomy places the organism in Eukaryota, Viridiplantae, Streptophyta, Magnoliopsida, Poales, Poaceae. Gene Ontology annotation, cellular component: cytoplasm. The coding region runs from base 152 to 1222 and encodes 356 amino acids. Gene Ontology annotation, molecular function: glutamine synthetase activity. The record is from RefSeq and is a predicted model, not a curated record. The transcript is spliced from 11 exons.
GCGUGCCAACUUGUUUCUUUCUUCCCCUGUAGGUAGUCGUCGCCAUUAUAUAGCCGCCUUCCCCGAUCUCCAAGCCUCGGCGCCACCACCCACCACCACCACCACCACCCUCGUUCCAGCUGUGCCGGCCUUGCUUCCUCAAUCCUCCGCCAUGGCCUCGCUCACCGAUCUCGUCAACCUCAACCUCUCCGACACCACGGAGAAGAUCAUCGCCGAGUACAUAUGGAUCGGUGGAUCUGGCAUGGAUCUCAGGAGUAAGGCUAGGACUAUUUCCGGCCCGGUUACUGAUCCCAGCAAGCUGCCGAAGUGGAACUAUGAUGGCUCCAGCACCGGUCAGGCCCCCGGCGAGGACAGUGAGGUCAUCCUUUACCCACAAGCUAUCUUCAAGGACCCAUUCAGGAGGGGAAACAACAUCCUUGUCAUGUGCGAUUGCUACACCCCAGCUGGAGAGCCGAUCCCCACCAACAAGAGGUACAAUGCUGCCAAGAUCUUCAGCAACCCUGAUGUUGCUGCUGAGGAGCCCUGGUACGGUAUUGAGCAGGAGUACACCCUCCUCCAGAAGGACAUCAACUGGCCCCUUGGUUGGCCUGUUGGUGGGUUCCCUGGUCCUCAGGGCCCUUACUACUGUGGUAUUGGCGCUGACAAGUCUUUUGGGCGUGAUAUUGUUGACUCCCACUACAAGGCUUGCCUCUAUGCCGGCAUUAACAUCAGUGGAAUCAAUGGAGAGGUCAUGCCAGGACAGUGGGAGUUCCAAGUUGGCCCGUCUGUCGGCAUUUCUUCCGGUGAUCAGUUGUGGGUUGCUCGCUACAUUCUUGAGAGGAUCACUGAGAUCGCCGGAGUUGUCGUCACAUUUGACCCCAAGCCCAUCCCUGGUGACUGGAACGGCGCUGGUGCUCACUGCAACUACAGCACCAAGUCGAUGAGGAACGACGGUGGCUACGAGAUCAUCAAGUCCGCCAUUGAGAAGCUCAAGUUGAGGCACAAGGAGCACAUCGCCGCCUACGGUGAGGGCAACGAGCGCCGUCUCACCGGCAGGCACGAGACCGCCGACAUCAACACCUUCAGCUGGGGAGUUGCCAACCGUGGCGCCUCCGUCCGCGUCGGCCGUGAGACGGAGCAGAACGGCAAGGGCUACUUCGAGGAUCGCCGGCCGGCAUCCAACAUGGACCCCUACGUCGUCACCUCCAUGAUCGCCGAGACCACCAUCAUCUGGAAGCCCUGAAGCCGACUUCUGCCGCCACAGCAUCAGCAUCAUCCUCGUGUCCUCUCCAGCUCGCCGUGUGUCACUCCUGUUGAUUUAUCGGUCACUGGAGGAUUUGGCGAAUUGCAUUCGUGCUGGGAGAAGUACAGGAAAAAAAAAGGAAAAAAAGAUAAAAAAGAAAAUCUGCUCAUUCCAUUUCGUUUGGGUGCACGCUAUGCUCUACUGCAUUUAGAUUAGCUUUUCUUUCGUCUUUGGGUGACGGCGAGAGGUGACUCGUCGUCACCACUUUGCCUGUCUGGGUGCUCUUGUGAACUCCAAUAAUGGCCGUACCUCCGGUACUUGUCUGCACUACAUGUGAUUUAUCAUUGUUAUUAGUGAUCACCUUUAUAUAAAUGCUUGCUGGCCUUCCAAUGGCCGUGGCUCUUUCUAAA